Tupaia belangeri chinensis (Chinese tree shrew) is the source of this 6518-nucleotide messenger RNA. It is a transcript of the gene ADARB1, whose product is annotated as adenosine deaminase RNA specific B1. The transcript has 10 exons. Gene Ontology annotation, cellular component: cytoplasm; nucleolus. Gene Ontology annotation, biological process: RNA processing; adenosine to inosine editing. Gene Ontology annotation, molecular function: double-stranded RNA adenosine deaminase activity; tRNA-specific adenosine deaminase activity; double-stranded RNA binding. The record is from RefSeq and is a predicted model, not a curated record. Bases 210 to 2315 code for a protein of 701 amino acids. Lineage: Eukaryota; Metazoa; Chordata; Mammalia; Scandentia; Tupaiidae.
GAAGUCUUCCGUGUUGAGUGUAGAAGCAGGAGCGGUUGACAGCCCACUGGCGAGUGCCUGGGGCUGUGACCCCAGCUUUGCUGGGAUGUCAUCUCAAGGCCUCUCACAUUGAAGGGAGCCUGCUCUCAAUCAGCAAAAAACGAAAACUGCACACAUUCCAGGACAGAAACAGUCUCCGCCUGUCAAGAACCCCUCAGAAGCACUUGGCCAUGGAUGUAGAGGAGGAAGAAAAUAUGAGUUCCAGCAGCACUGAUGUUAAGGAAAAUCGCAAUUUGGACAACAUGCCCCCGAAGGACGGCAGCGCACCAGGGCCUAGCGAAGGUGCUCAGCUCUCCAACGGGGGUGGCGCUGGCACCAGCAGGAAGCGGCCCCUGGAGGAGGGCAGCAAUGGCCAUGCCAAGUACCGCCUGAAGAAACGGAGGAAAAUGCCUGGGCCCGUCUUGCCCAAGAAUGCCCUGAUGCAGCUGAAUGAAAUCAAGCCUGGCUUGCAGUACACGCUGCUGUCCCAGACAGGGCCUGUGCACGCACCACUGUUUGUCAUGUCAGUAGAAGUGAACGGGCAGGUCUUCGAGGGCUCCGGCCCCACCAAGAAGAAGGCCAAGCUUCAUGCUGCUGAGAAGGCACUGAGGUCUUUUGUCCAGUUUCCUAAUGCUUCUGAGGCCCAUCUGGCCAUGGGGAGGACUCUGUCUGUCAACACGGACUUCACGUCCGACCAGGCUGACUUCCCUGACACACUCUUCAAUGGCUUUGAGAACACGGACAAGUCAGAGCCACCCUUUUACAUGGGUUCCAAUGGGGAUGAUUCCUUCAGCUCCAGUGGGGAUCUCAGUCUGUCCGCAUCUCCGGUACCUGCCAACCUGGCACAGCCUCCCCUGCCGAUCCUGCCUCCAUUCCCACCCCCUAGUGGGAAGAACCCCGUGAUGAUCCUGAAUGAGCUGCGCCCAGGCCUCAAGUAUGACUUCCUCUCCGAGAGCGGUGAAAGCCAUGCCAAGAGCUUUGUCAUGUCUGUGGUCGUAGAUGGCCAGUUCUUUGAAGGCUCAGGGCGGAACAAGAAGCUCGCCAAGGCGCGGGCCGCUCAGUCUGCCCUGGCCACCGUUUUUAAUUUGCACUUGGAUCAGACUCCGUCCCGCCAGCCCAUUCCCAGUGAGGGCCUGCAGUUGCACUUACCACAGGUCUUGGCAGAUGCUGUCUCGCGCCUGGUCCUGGGUAAGUUUGGGGACCUGACCGACAACUUCUCCUCCCCUCAUGCUCGCAGAAAAGUGCUCGCUGGAGUCGUCAUGACGACAGGCACAGACGUGAAGGAUGCCAAAGUGAUAAGUGUCUCUACAGGAACGAAAUGUAUCAACGGUGAAUACAUGAGUGACCGUGGCCUUGCACUGAAUGACUGCCAUGCAGAAAUAAUAUCUCGAAGAUCUCUGCUGAGAUUUCUUUAUGCACAGCUUGAGCUUUACUUAAAUAGCAGAGAUGACCAGAAAAGAUCCAUCUUUGAGAAGUCAGAGCGCGGUGGGUUCAAGCUGAAGGAGAGUGUACAGUUCCAUCUGUACAUCAGCACCUCUCCCUGUGGAGAUGCCCGGAUCUUCUCGCCACAUGAGCCAGUGCUGGAAGAACCAGCAGAUAGACAUCCAAAUCGUAAAGCAAGAGGACAGCUACGGACAAAAAUAGAGUCAGGCGAGGGGACCAUCCCGGUGCGCUCAAAUGCGAGCAUCCAAACGUGGGAUGGUGUGCUGCAGGGGGAGAGGCUGCUUACCAUGUCCUGCAGUGACAAGAUUGCACGCUGGAACGUGGUGGGCAUCCAGGGCUCCCUGCUCAGCAUCUUCGUGGAGCCGAUUUACUUCUCGAGCAUCAUCCUGGGCAGCCUCUAUCAUGGGGACCACCUUUCCAGGGCCAUGUACCAGCGGAUCUCCAAUAUCGAAGACCUCCCGCCGCUGUACACACUCAACAAGCCUUUGCUCAGUGGCAUCAGCAAUGCGGAAGCACGGCAGCCAGGAAAGGCACCCAACUUUAGUGUCAAUUGGACGGUGGGCGACUCAGCCAUCGAGGUCAUCAAUGCCACGACGGGGAAGGACGAGCUGGGCCGUGCGUCUCGCCUGUGUAAGCACGCCUUGUACUGUCGCUGGAUGCGUGUGCACGGCAAGGUUCCCACCUACUUGCUGCGCUCUAAGAUCACUAAACCCAACAUCUACCAUGAGUCCAAACUGGCGGCUAAGGAGUACCAGGCAGCCAAGGCACGUCUGUUCACGGCCUUCAUCAAGGCGGGGCUGGGUGCCUGGGUGGAGAAACCCACGGAGCAGGACCAGUUCUCACUCACGCCCUGACCGUGGGCACGGAGCCUGGGAGUACAGGGGCUGCUGGGCUCCAGCAUCGUCGCCGGAACCUCCCGUCUGAACUGGGGGCAGGUGCAAACCUUGGGGCGGGCAUGGAGCACGGGAACCACUGGGUGUCCCGUCUGCGUCGGGGAAAGGUGCGCAGCUUGGGGAGGGCGUUGGGGCGUCAGCACCCAGCGUCACCACCCAGCAUCUCUCUGAGAACGCGGCAUUUCCCCUGUUGAAUUAUCCAGCAACUGCUUUUAACUCCGUUUACGUUUAGAAAUUGAGUUCUACUGAGUAGGGCUUCCUUACAUUUAGGAAAAUAGAAAUUACUUUGUGUGAAAUUCUUGAAAAAGUAAUUUAUUCAGAGCUAGAAAUAUGGUUUAUAAAAUAAGUAAUUACGUCACGUCACUUUUAUGCCACAGUAUUUUAAUUGCAAAGGAGCAUUUCUGUGUGAGGAGGGUGAGAAAGCAGAGGUGGGACAUAGUAGCCUGAAGAAAACCAGCCGCACAUCUGUGUCUGGCUUGGGCCCCCUUCUCCACAGCCACACCCACAGUUACUGCCACGCAGAGGCCUCCACAAGCCCCAGGAGCAGCCCCCGCAUGCCAUAGUGUGGCCCUGCCCCAUAGAGGGUCACGGCCCAGCCCUGUAGCCCUCAGCUUCCUCUAGAAGCGUUCGUGCUCCCUGUAGGAUCAGUUGUGGAAAACUUUCCUCAGUUUCCUUUCAAACAAUCAAAGAUACACAUGGCCAGAGCCCUGUGCGGCCAUUAGUUUGGGUUCGUAGCUCAGUAAGCACUGGGAAAUCCGCAGAGACACUGCACAGUGACAGCUGCAGUCCCCUCUGUCCUUCUCAGAAUCUAAGUGUCAGUGAUGGCCCAGAGACUUCACAGGAUGGAAAUAGAAUUAUUUAAGUAGAUAUUAAUCCUCAGAAAAAUGCCACAUAGGCAUAUUUUUAAAUUAUUCUUUCUAGCUUUAUCAGACAUUUUUGAAAAGUUAAGAGCCUUGGCUAGAGCUGGUGAGACAUGCCUUUGGUGCGUGCAGCCCGGACAUGACUGUGAUGGCAGGAAUUUGGGUGCCACUGGCUUCUGGGGGGAGCACGAAUGCGACUCAACACCCUAUGCCCAGGAUAGUGAGCCAGCCCAGGAAGUCGAGAGUGCCAGGGCCGUGGCACCCACAAUACAGCCCUGGCCUAAGCUCAGAGACUCACACCAGCUGCCUUGUUGCUUCCACUCAGGUUUAGGGAGGAGCCGAGAAAGCGCCCUUGGCCCUAGUGGCUCAGCACCCUCCUUCGCACCCUGGGGGUUGUACAGAAGUGGGUCUCGUGGGCCUCAGGGCAGAGAUAGCACAGACUCCACCCAGACCAUGAAUGCACAACAGAGUCCAAGGUGUUGGCACCUGUGGGCAUUGAGCUGUGUGUUUUGUGUUCUUCGUGGGCCCUGGAAAGUCAGAUUCCAGGAGGCCAGGCCUUGGAGGGGCAUGUGUGUCCACACUGAUGCCUCAUAGUGGCUCUGGUCCCUCAAGGCUUGUGCUUGCAUGGCAUAAAGAGGGUGCUAUGCUGAGUUCAGGGAUGCACCAGGAUCAGAGGGUGACAUCUGUGCACCAGCGUUUGCCUCCACUAAGUAGGUGUUCUCCCUGGCCCAUCAGGGUCUGGCCCGCCUACCACGUGGGGCGAGUGUGCUGGAGUGUACUUUGCACCCAGAGUGGAGGGGUCUGGUGGGAGCACAGCCCUCCCAGAGGUGGACCUCACAUUCUCUGAAGAGAUGUCUAAGAGUCUGCGUGUCUCUGUUCUUGUCUCCAGAAAUUGUAUUUUUCUAGUGGGGAUUGGGAGAUGCACUUAGUUUUUAGAAAUAUGUGGAUGUGGGUUACACAGUUCAGGGGGUGUAUACAGGGUGGGAACUUUGGAAAGUUUGUGGAGGAAAGGAGUCAGAAUGUGAGUUUAUUUUGGUGCAGAAAAUUUUGAAGUCCAUGCGAAGUUUUUUAUGAUACGCAUUUUCUGUGAACUUUUUGAAGGCCCCGUGUUCCAUGUGCGUGUAAGCAGGUUGCUGGGCCACCCUCCGCAGGCCGCAGUGCAGUGUGUGGAGCUGGGCCGCCCUCCAUGAGCUGCAGCGCAGUGUGCGGGGCUGGGCCGUCCUCUGUGGGCCGCAGCACAGUGUGUAGAGCUGCUCUUCUCUGCACCCCUAAAAAGCAAUGCCUUACUGUGGGGUGGACCGAGACUGCUGCCUGCAACCGGGUGCCUUUCCUGUUGGACUCGAUGGCCUUGAGGGCAAGUGUGGUCCAGCACAGGCUCACUACCUUGAGCAGGUGGGUGUGGGCCUGAUGGGAGGAAGCAAGGCAGCCCAAGGCCCAAGGCUCGGGAGUCCUGAGCAGAUGGGGCAGGAGGGUGCAGCAGCCACUCCCCGGGCCAGAUGAGAGGCCCUGCACCUCCCUGUCCCAGGGACAGGAUGACCUGAACAGCCGUCUGUAACCAAAGCCAGUCAGGAAUGCUGAUCCCAAGACCAACCAGGACACGGACACUUGGAGGCUGCCCCUUGGAAACACUCUCGGCACCUUGUUCUGUCCCUAAGGCACUGAAGGCUGCUGCGAGCUAGCCGGGUGAUGGAGACUUAGUAGAAAAGGUGACUACCGAGAGCUUGGUCUCUUGAGAACAAUCUUCAGUUCUGAGGACAUUUUGACAAGUGGAGAUGGGAGGGCCUCUGUUCUGUUCUGUUAGCUAAACCUGGAGUGUCAGUUCCAUACAGACAUUGUCCCUUGGAACCCACUCAGGGUGGGCUCCACCAGGGGCAGCCAUCCAGCCAUUCGUCUCCAGCCAGGAGUUGUAAGUGGUGAUGGGAGCCGGGUCCUUCCAGGGCAGAUCAGGGCCCAGGCAUAGUGACAGUCAGGGUGGUUAACGUGUCCGCCUUCAGCCCUGACCACCUGCUCAGAUGUCAGAGGGUCACCAAAGAACUGCAGUCCUGAUCCAAGUCUUAAUGUAACUUUUCACCAUCUUUUCCUUUUCCUCGUUGAGAUUUUUUUUUUUGUAAUUAAAAACAACUAUUUUAUUUUAAAAUGUAUGAGCCAACAUCUCAAGAGGCAUUGAUUUCUCUGGAAUUUAUUUUUAUUCAGAUUAUUUAGCUCCAGGCUAUAGAAUCACUGCUUUCUUUAGGAAGGCAUUGUUUCCGUAAUUUCAGGCAAGUGUUUGAGUUGCUGGGCGGCUCUGUCUUCCCAGUGAGCACAGGGUGUGGAAUUAGCAAAACUAGGAAGACUGCACACACCCUUCCCCACUUUUCUCACAAGUAAACAUAUAGAUGCAACACAAAUGGAUCAUGGAUCUUUUUCAUGUUUAAAGUGUUAUUCACCAGAAAUACAAGGCCCGUCCCCAUCACAACUUCGAUCCAGUAGGAGAAAUAACAUUGCUAUCUCAUCUCUAAAUUCUAUGAAAUUAGAGAUGCUCUAAAGAUUCCUUUUUAAUAAGCCCAAACUAUAAUGGAAAGGACAGCGUGUGUGUGUUCGGUGUGUGUACAGCCUGUACGUGUCCUUGUCCACUAACAUGUCAUGUGGCAGUCUGCCCAAGUGGGGGGUGGGAUGCACCUAACACCAUGGCAUUGAACCUCUUGGUGCCAUCCAUGCCAGAGUUCUGGUCUGGACAUGGCGCCAGGAAAUGGAAUUAAGGAAACCUCUGACGUGCCAGGUCUGGGGUGGGUCGAGAUGGAUGGUGAGUCUGGGCUCAGUCAUGACUUGGUUGUGAAGAUGCGUUGGCUUUUUUAGUUCCAUGUGAACAUUCCUCCUGUUCUGGCAGCAUCGGCUGCACGUCCUUGUUUACUGUUUAGAGGAACAAGCACCAAGCCCCGAGGACACUUUGGCCACAGCAUAAGCUGAUGGCACGUCAGGAACCAAUGGGCCAUUCUUCCAAACAUGGACACGAAUGAUCAAAAGCACAGUGUCUGGAAGGUGAAUGGAGUAAGCCUGUAAGCUGCUAGCUUUUCCAGGCUUUGGGUUAGAUGCUGUUAACUUGAUUUUAGAAUCUGGACCACGUAUGUGAAUGUAACUCCGCCGGGAAACGUGUUGCUGAGAUGCGCUCCUCAGUGUUCUCCGUGUGUACAUUCAUGUAUAUGCCACACCUUACGACCCGCAUGCGCUCCCUGUCGCUCCAGACCAACCAGAACUGAGCAUGAGAUGCUGUCAUAUAUAGACAAGGAUUUGAGAUGUUCUCAAUAAAAAUAAAAUGUUUCACUAU